UUCUAAAAAUGCAAAAAACCAACCCUUUAAACAGUGAAGACUGAAGAGUACGUUAAAUUUUUUCUCUCUUUUGUUUUAAUUAAGCUCUACCUUUCACUUUGCAAGCUUGCAUUUCCAUUCGCCUUUCUCAUUGCCAUAAUUCCCAGAAAAAAAAAAAAAAAAAAAAAACCUCACAAUGUCCACUACAACCCCAGAAGAACCCGAAUUGCAAAACGGAGUCGUACCCGAACGAAACUCGAAUUCCGAAUUAGAACCAGAACCACAACCCAAACCAUCAGACCCACUGCCUCAGCCUGAAUCACAACCAGAGCAAGAGGCUCCAGAACCGAAGCCAGAACCAGAACCAGAAAUCACCGAUGCGGAUCCAAAUCCCGAAGAUCCGAAACCAAGUCCGAUCCAAUCCAAUGGAUCCGAGAACGCAACGGACAAAGAGGCUCAAAUUUCGAAGCCGGAGCUGCGCAAAGACGAAGGGAGCCGAACUUUCACGAUGAGAGAGUUGCUCCACGGUUUGAAAACCGAAGAAACCGAUGCCACCUCGCCUUACAGUCAAGAAAGCCCACAGCAACAUGUGGAUCAAAAUGAUGCUGCCAUGGACCUAAUUAGUAGUGUCACGGGAGUAGAUGAGGAAGGUCGGUCUCGCCAACGGAUUCUUACAUUUGCUGCUAGGAGGUAUGCUUCUGCAAUAGAGAGAAAUCCAGAAGAUUAUGAUGCACUAUACAAUUGGGCAUUGGUUCUUCAGGAAAGUGCAGAUAAUGUUAGUCAAGAUUCUACUUCACCUUCUAAAGAUGCUUUGCUUGAGGAAGCUUGUAAGAAGUAUGAUGAGGCUACCCAUCUCUGCCCUACGCUUCAUGAUGCUUUCUAUAAUUGGGCUAUAGCGAUCUCUGAUCGGGCAAAAAUGCGUGGUCGUACAAAGGAGGCUGAAGAACUAUGGAAGCAGGCUACAAAAAACUAUGAAAAAGCUGUCCAACUCAACUGGAACAGUCCUCAGGCACUUAAUAAUUGGGGACUUGCUCUGCAGGAACUCAGUGCAAUUGUUCCAGCACGAGAAAAGCAAACAAUUGUAAGAACUGCAAUUAGUAAGUUCCGUGCAGCAAUACGGUUGCAAUAUGACUUCCAUCGGGCAAUUUACAACCUUGGAACUGUUUUGUAUGGCUUAGCAGAGGAUACAUUACGAACUGGGGGAUCCAUCAAUGCUAAAGAUGAAUUGUAUAGCCAAUCUGCCAUCUACAUUGCAGCUGCUCAUGCCUUGAAACCAAAUUACUCAGUUUACAGCAGUGCCUUGCGGCUGGUGCGUUCCAUGCUACCUUUGCCGCAUCUUAAAGUUGGGUAUCUGACUGCACCACCUGUUGGGAAACCAGUUGCACCACAUAGUGAUUGGAAACGAUCACAAUUUUUUUUGACUCAUGAAGGGCUUUAUCAGAUAAGCAAAAUUGAGCAAAAACAAUCAGCACAAAGCCUCUCUGGAAGAUCAGGAGAUGCAGUGAAUAUGGACAAAAGGACCAUCGGAGUUGACAUUCCAGAUAUUGUUUCUGUAUCAGCAUGUGCAGAUCUGACUUUACCACCCGGUGCUGGCCUCUGCAUUGAUACAAUUCAUGGGCAAGUUUUCAUGGUUGCUGACUCGUGGGAAUCCCUCGAUGGAUGGCUUGAUGCAAUCCGUCUAGUUUACACAAUAUUCGCACGUGGUAAGAGUGAUGUUCUGGCAGGUAUAAUAACUGGUUGAUCAUUUUCAUUAGAUGUGCUACCAGUGCAUUGUUUUUGUUGAGAUUGUUAACAAGUAAUUUAUUGACAUGUGGUUGCUAGAAUGAAACUAUUGUAUUAUAAAAUUUUUGGGACUGUGUCAUGGUAAAUCCAAUUUUUUCUACGUCAUUGGUUUGGCU
Molecule: messenger RNA, 1877 nt
Organism: Quercus robur (English oak)
Lineage: Eukaryota; Viridiplantae; Streptophyta; Magnoliopsida; Fagales; Fagaceae
Product: protein HLB1
Exons: 14
Coding region: 176-1720 (514 amino acids)
Molecular function (GO): protein binding
Source: RefSeq, a predicted model, not a curated record